Messenger RNA from Cladocopium goreaui, 1177 nucleotides. The record is from the annotation of a GenBank genome assembly. NCBI's taxonomy places the organism in Eukaryota, Dinophyceae, Suessiales, Symbiodiniaceae.
UCUGGGUAGAGCAUUCUAUCACCACGAUCUAAACAUCAGGCCUUCGGCUCUAUCUUCAGAGCUUUCCACCAUGGCAGCCUAUCCUGGAAUGCCCGGCAUGCAGACUCCCAUGAUGUACGCUCAGCCUGGCGCGGCGUACUAUGAUCCAUCUUAUGGCUAUGCUGCCGAUGCUGCGAUGAGCAAAGAGCAAAAGAAGCAAGCCAAAGAAGCCAAGCGGCAAAGGAAGCUUCUAGAAGCCAAUGAGCGAUGCGAAAAGAUGCGUGAGAAGCAGAGGGAGCAAGAUAAGAAGGAUUCGAGCUGCUUUCUGAUUAUGAUGUCCAUAGCCUACAUCGGCCUUGGAAGUCUCAUGGGCUUGACCAUCGUUGGACCAGCCUGGGGCAGCAAGGAGUUCACUGGUCUCGGUGCCGGUUUGGUGAUGAUGAAGACAUCGCUGUUCAACUUGCGUAUCGAUAUCUCCUGUGACAAGUCCUUCGCACUGGAAUCCUACACUUGCAACAAGGUGAUGAAGGGCUUUGAGGGAGACCACGACUUGCAGAGGGCCCAGGGCAACACCUGCGCCUUGGUAGCAUCUGCCUGCGAAGUGCUGGGACGUUGCUACAUUGCCAGCAUGCCACUCUUCGGCUGCAUUUCGCUGUGCGUCCUCUCCAGCUUCUCUGCAGCUUUCUGCCUGUUCGCGUAUUCCAAGUCGGUCGCAGAUCCAAACCUGCGAAUGUGGGCUGGGUGCUUCACCCUUCUUACUCCAUUUCUGGCGACCACUGGCAUCGUGAUCUGGGCCGUGUUGAUGCCAGAUCUCGGGGAGAUCCCACAAUCCUGGUCGAUGCUGGCAGACUCCUUUGGUGCAGGAGGAAUCAUUGGGCACCAGGAAACUCGUGACUUUCAGUUCGGCUGGACCUUUUUCGCUGCCUGUCUCAUCGACCUGUGCAUGAUCAUCUCAGCAUUCGUUUGGACGUGUAUGUUCAAGCGCUCUGAAGACGAGGAGGAAGUGAUUCGACAGAAAGCAGCGGACCAAGCCUUUUGCGAUGAGCUGGAGCAGGACCGUGGAGUCACCAUGGCCACUUCGAGUUACGGAGCAACAGGGAAGGCUCAGGCCGCAUUUGAAGACGCAUGAGGUGUCUCCUCCUGGCACAUUCGGCAGCUGUGGCGCAGCCGAACUUCGACCAUCUGAGCUCCUGCCGGG